AUGGCAGCUUCCAUAGCUCCCGAAUGCAAUGACCUGAAAGAAAAGUAUGAUACUUGUUUUCUGAAGUGGUACAGCGAAAAAUACCUGCGUGGCAAAACCUCAUCAAAUGAAUGCGAAGAACUAUUCUCAAAGUACAGGUCUUGUCUACAUAAAGCAUUGAAAGAAAAAGGCAUCGACACCAUGGUUGAAGAGGCGAGAAAAAGUACAGCCUCGGAGAGCGAUGUUGACUAUCUCCGGAAAUCGUGA
Messenger RNA from Aspergillus lentulus, 246 nucleotides. The record is from RefSeq and is a predicted model, not a curated record. NCBI's taxonomy places the organism in Eukaryota, Fungi, Ascomycota, Eurotiomycetes, Eurotiales, Aspergillaceae.